AUGGAUAAAAUCAAAGCUUCAGGUGUAAUCUCCCACAGGAAGAGACAGAAGGGGUUACAUUCCCCAAAACUUUCCUGCAGUUAUGAAAUAAAAUUUACUAAGUUUGUAAUUUUUAUUAUGCAGAGGAAGAUGGGGAUAACCAGAAGGAUGUUUUUGACAGAGCUGGCAAGAAGAAAAGGUUUCAGAGUAGAAAAUGAGCUAAGUGACUCUGUCACUCAUAUUGUGGCUGAGAACAACUCUUACUUGGAGGUGCUGGAGUGGCUGAAAGGACAGGCUGUGGGUGACAGCUCCAGGUUUGAACUACUGGAUAUCUCCUGGUUUACAGCCUGCAUGGAAGCAGGAAGACCAGUUGAUUCAGAAAUGAAGUAUCGUCUCAGGGAGCAAUGUCAAUCUCCUUUGAAUACUCCUGAAUCAGAAGUGCCAUCAUGUAUUGCAAGGAAAGUAUCUCAGUAUUCAUGCCAGAGGAAGACGACUUUAAAUAACUACAACAAGAAAUUCACGGAUGCCUUUGAGAUAAUGGCUGAAAAUUAUGAGUUCAAAGAAAAUGAAAUAUUCUGCCUGGAAUUUCUGAGAGCAGCUUCUUUGCUGAAAUAUCUUCCAUUUCCAGUAACCAGAAUGAAAGAUAUACAAGGAUUGCCCUGCAUAGGAGACCAAGUCAGAGAUGUCAUUGAGGAGAUUAUUGAAGAAGGAGAGAGUUCUAGAGUUAAAGAAGUGUUAAAUGAUGAGCGAUACAAGGCAUUUAAGCAAUUUACUUCAGUCUUUGGAGUGGGAGUGAAGACAUCUGAGAAAUGGUACAGAAUGGGUUUGCGAACGGUGGAAGAGUUAAAAGCUGACAAGACCCUCAAGCUGUCAAAAAUGCAGAAAGCAGGGUUUCUUUACUAUGAGGACCUUGUUAGCUGUGUAUCUAAGGCAGAAGCAGAUGCAGUAACCUUGAUUGUCAAGAAUACUGUAUCCACCUUUCUACCAGAUGCUUUAGUUACCAUAACGGGUGGUUUCAGGAGGGGUAAGAAGAUGGGACAUGACAUUGAUUUUUUGAUCACCAAUCCAGGACCAAGAGAAGAUGAUGAACUUCUGCAUAAAGUUGUUGACUUAUGGAAAAAGCAGGGCUUACUCCUGUAUUGUGAUAUCAUUGAAUCAACAUUUGUAGAAGAACAACUACCAAGCAGAAAAGUUGAUGCCAUGGAUAAUUUCCAGAAGUGUUUUACAAUUUUAAAAUUAUAUCAACCAGGAAUAGACAACAGCAGUUACAACACGUCAAAAAAAUCGGAUAUGGCAGAAAUCAAAGACUGGAAAGCAAUUCGUGUGGAUCUGGUCAUAACCCCCUUUGAGCAAUAUGCAUAUGCUCUGUUAGGUUGGACAGGCUCCAGGGAAUUUGGACGUGAUUUGCGGAGAUAUGCUAGUCACGAAAGGAAGAUGAUAUUGGAUAACCAUGGGUUAUAUGACAGGAGAAAGCGGAUCUUUCUCAAAGCUGGAAGUGAGGAAGAAAUCUUUGCACAUCUUGGCUUGGAUUAUGUUGAACCAUGGGAAAGGAAUGCUUAAAACGAUUUGCCACAGUACAUUUGUCGAUUGACAGCAAUGGUCUUUCUACCCAUAUCUCAGUGUAAUUUAGAUAUAUAAUACAAUAUGUAUUUCUGUGACAACUAAAAAAUUUAAAUAUAUUAGAAGUCAUUUGCACGUGCUAAUGUUCCUAGACGAGCUCAAGCUUUUCAGAGUCUUUUCCAGUCUUUUCUGUGUUAGUUUUUGAAGUUACAAUGUGGAAGUGAUAAGAUAGAGCUUGUUUUGGGGGGAAAUUUGAAACUGGUGAGAUUUUUGCUUCUAAUAGGCAUUUAACAUUCCUGUGAACAAUACUUGCUUUUUAAAUAGUCAGCUGUGACAAUACCUAAAUAAUUCAAAACAUUUGAGCUGAGUCGAGAAAUUACUGAAAGGUAUGCUUAUCGUUAACUGAAUUUCUUAAGUAUUUUACUGAAUCCAUAUAUAAGAUUGCUACUGUAUAUAAGGCUUAAUGACCUAGGCAGGACCUACUUUGCAGUCUCAGCAACUUGAAGCUUCAGCUGUAAUAUUUUUCUACAUAAGGCUGUAAAGAAGUUGAUAAUUCAGUGACAGUUAAAAAAACAUUACACAGAAAGGGAUUUUGAAAAGAAAAGUACUCAGUACUAAGCUUCAAUUGUGCAGAAAAAUACUAUAAAUUUGGAGUUCUGAUGUGGACUAAAGAUGAUUCAGAUUAUGUGGUGUGAUGGUCCUCAAUCAGGAAUUUGAAUUAUAACCUGCAUGAAAACAACUGUUUCAACUGUCAGACUGGUGACCCUCGAAGAUGAAAGCUUUUCAUUGUCUGUGCUCAAUUUAGAUAGCAGGAAAUUUAUUUAUUAGUAUAUAUAUAUACAUUGGAAUGGAAGUUUACCUGAGCUAUUGGCUACUCUAGAAAAGUGUACUCUCUUUUUAGUCAGAAGUUCACCUGGGAUGUGAAAUAAAAAUAAUCCUAUAAGGUAUUUUGUUUCAGAAAAUGUCCAGGUAGCUUUUGUCACUGUAAUGAUAAUGAAGAAUUUGUAAUACAGUUAUCCUUUAAUGAACAAGGACAUUUACUGCUUUAGGACAUGAAGCUG
Molecule: messenger RNA, 2600 nt
Organism: Manacus vitellinus (golden-collared manakin)
Lineage: Eukaryota; Metazoa; Chordata; Aves; Passeriformes; Pipridae
Gene: DNTT
Product: DNA nucleotidylexotransferase
Exons: 11
Coding region: 1-1539 (512 amino acids)
Biological process (GO): double-strand break repair via nonhomologous end joining
Cellular component (GO): nucleus
Molecular function (GO): DNA nucleotidylexotransferase activity; DNA-directed DNA polymerase activity; DNA binding
Source: RefSeq, a predicted model, not a curated record